CCAUCAUAAACUAAUAACCCGUGUCUCACGGCCCAUUCUUUCAUAAGUCAAAACCUAAAAAUUCAGAGCAUCUGGAAAGAGACAACAAGGAGGAAAGUAAGAUUGGAAAGAGAAAAGUCUCUGCAAAUGGGAUUGUUGACUCUGUUUCCCUCAACCUCCUUAUGUAAUCGUAAUCCAUGGCGUAUUCAUCCAACACCUAUCAAAACAAACCCACCAACAACCCCUCCAUUUAUUAACAUUUUGACUUUUUGCUCACCUCAUUUUCCCCUUUUUAUUAACACAUUUCAAUUUCAACAAGCUUUUGUAAAACCCAAUUCGGAAGAUUCGUGUCAGAGAAAAUUCAAGAUUUUGUCAUUCAAAUCAUGGGAAAUUGUUGCAUCACCUCAAAUAAGAACAAAAACGUGAAGAAAAAGAAAAACAACAAACCAAACGCGUUCUCAGAAUCUUAUAGCAUUAAACCACAAGCCGAAAACGGGAUCAAAUUUCAAGUCUUAAAAGACGCAACAGGGCAUAACAUUUCACAAAAUUACAAUCUCGGACGUGAGUUAGGAAGGGGCGAAUUCGGAACAACAUAUUUGUGUACGGAUGUAGAAACGGGUGAAAAAUUCGCGUGCAAAUCGAUAUCAAAAAAGAAGCUUAAAACAUCGAUAGAUAUUGAGGAUGUGAAAAGGGAAGUUGAGAUAAUGAAGAAAUUGCCAAAACAUUCGAAUAUUGUGACAUUAAAAGACACUUAUGAGGAUGAUAAUGCAGUGCAUAUAGUGAUGGAGUUGUGUGAAGGUGGAGAGUUGUUUGAUAGGAUUGUGGCAAGAGGACAUUAUACUGAAAGAGCUGCAGCUGCUAUUAUGAGGACAAUUGUGGAAGUUGUUCAGAUAUGUCACAUGCAUGGAGUGAUGCAUCGAGAUCUUAAACCCGAGAAUUUUCUUUUUGCAAAUAAGAAAGAAACUGCUGCUCUAAAAACCAUUGAUUUUGGGCUAUCGAUCUUCUUUAAACCAGGUGAGGUUUUUAAAGAGAUAGUUGGGAGUCCAUGGUAUAUGGCUCCAGAAGUUCUAAAACGAAAUUAUGGCCCUGAAGUUGAUGUAUGGAGUGCAGGGGUAAUUUUGUACAUUUUGCUUUGUGGGGUCCCACCUUUUUGGGCAGAAACUGAACAAGGAGUAGCUGAAGCAAUUAUUAAAUCAGUAAUCGAUUUCAAGAGAGAUCCAUGGCCUAAAGUUUCUGAAAAUGCCAAAGAUCUUGUCAAGAAAAUGCUUAAUCCUGAUCCAAAGCUUCGCCUUACAGCUCAACAAGUUCUUGAACACCCAUGGUUAUUCAAUGCAAAAUCGGCUCCAAAUGUCUCAUUGGGAGAGGUUGUGAGGUCAAGGCUUAAACAGUUUUCGGUGAUGAACAAGCUCAAGAAACGUGCUUUGAGAGUGAUAGCCGAACAUUUAUCGGUUGUUGAAGUGGCUGACAUAAAGGAGACAUUUGAUAUGAUGGAUAUUGGAAAGAAAGGGAAGAUAAAUCUUGAAGAACUUAGAAAUGGUUUAUUCAAACUUGGUCAACUAAUGAAUGAUGAAGAUCUUCAAAUAUUAAUGGAAUCCGUUGAUGUUGAUGGAGAUGGAGCCCUAAAUUAUGGAGAGUUUGUAGCUGUGAAUGUUCAUCUAAAAAGAAUGGCAAAUGAUGAACACUUACACAAAGCUUUUUCUUUCUUUGAUAAAAAUCAAAAUGGUUAUAUAGAGUUUGAAGAAUUGCGUCAUGCAUUGAGUGAUGAUGAAAAUGUUCAAGAUACUGAAGGAGUAAUCAAUGCGAUAAUGCAUGAUGUUGACACAGAUAAGGAUGGACGCAUCAGUUAUGAUGAGUUUGCUGCUAUGAUGAAAGCUGGCACAGAUUGGAGAAAAGCCUCAAGGCAAUAUUCAAGAGAACGUUUUAAUAAUCUUAGUUUGAAAUUGGUAAAAGAUGGCUCAUUACAAUUAGCCAAUGAGUGAGAAGAUGAAUAAAUAAAAUGGUAACAUUUAUCUAACAAAAAAGAAGCUAAUUUUACACGAAUGCAAAACUUCAAUAGAGAUUUUGCAUUUGAACAACUCGAGGAAAUACAAAUCCGCAUACAAAGACCUUUUGUGAUUUACCAAAAGCGUGGAGAUUUGGUGAAUUGAAGUAUAUGUUAAGAGUAUCUACCAUGACGAUAACUUCAUUGAUGUGUAUAGGAGAUCUUGAUUGAUUUGAGAUUAUAGUUGAUAUGUAUUUUUUAUAUCUGCACAUGCUUGGUUCACCUUUUCUUUUGCUGAUGUAUACAAAUGUGGUCCACAGACUGCAGAUCAUUUACUUAUUAAAAUACAAACAAUACAUUAGUGUUCUUAA
Molecule: messenger RNA, 2331 nt
Organism: Lactuca sativa (garden lettuce)
Lineage: Eukaryota; Viridiplantae; Streptophyta; Magnoliopsida; Asterales; Asteraceae
Product: calcium-dependent protein kinase 7
Biological process (GO): protein phosphorylation
Molecular function (GO): protein kinase activity; ATP binding; calcium ion binding
Source: RefSeq, a predicted model, not a curated record